Ixodes scapularis (black-legged tick) is the source of this 2172-nucleotide messenger RNA. Its product is annotated as lysyl oxidase homolog 2. The record is from RefSeq and is a predicted model, not a curated record. Gene Ontology annotation, biological process: peptidyl-lysine oxidation. Gene Ontology annotation, molecular function: copper ion binding; protein-lysine 6-oxidase activity. The transcript is spliced from 8 exons. Lineage: Eukaryota; Metazoa; Arthropoda; Arachnida; Ixodida; Ixodidae. Gene Ontology annotation, cellular component: membrane. Bases 136 to 1584 code for a protein of 482 amino acids.
AAGAACAGAUCGCACCAGCCGUCCGAACGGGCCGACUGCACACCACACCGAGGCCACCCCACCCCUCCAGUCCCGGCGCAUCCCCAGCUCAGACUUUCAUCCGAAAAGUGGCUGCACUGUUCUUCCUGGUCGAGGAUGACCGUUGGACAGUCCAUAGCUACCUUCUUGGUGCUCGCGGCGGCGACGGCAACGACAUGGGCUGUGGAAGAAGGCCAGCUACGGCUGGUGAUCGGCACAAGGGUGACGACUCACGAAGGCCGGGGCAACGUGGAGAUCUACCACGCGAACCGCUGGGGUGCCAUCUGCGACGACGAGUGGGACUCGAGGGAGGCCGACGUGGUGUGCAGGAUGAUGGGCUACGCCAACGCGUCCAGGGUCACGACCAACGGCCACUUCGGCAAGGCCCUCCGGCCUUUCCUCAUGGACAACCUGUACUGCAACGGGCACGAGGUGCACAUCGAGGAGUGCCAGUUCGACGGAUGGGGUGUUCAUGACUGUGGACGCGAGGAGGCCGCCGGAGUCAUUUGCGACAAGGACCCGGAGGCGACCGCCGCCCCCGUCACCACCCCGGCCGCGCCGGUCCCCAAAUGGGUCUCCAAAAAGAAGAUCAGGGCCAAGAGCAGAGGCAGCGUAAAGGUGCGCCUAGCAGGUGGCCGCAGCAGGCAGGAGGGCCGCCUGGAGGUGUACAUCCCCAAGCGCGGCUGGGGCGUAGUUUGCGGGGACGGCUGGGGAGUCCUCGAGGCCAUGGUCGUCUGCAGGCAGCUCGGCAUGGGCUACGCCCAGGACGCCAUACAGAGCGACUUCUUCGGGGGCGGUAACCAGACGAUGCUGCUGAGCGGGAUUCAGUGCACCGGCGACGAGAAGAACCUGGCGGACUGCCUGCACGACCAGCUGGGGAAAGUGACCUGCCCAGGUGUCGAAGACAACAUUGCCGGCGUCAUGUGCACUGACGAGCUGGCCGACCUUGUGAUCGACGAGCAAGAAGUCGAACGAUCUGCGUACCUCGAGGAUCGUCAGCUGCUCUACCUCCAGUGCGCCAUGGAGGAGAACUGCCUCUCCACAUCGGCGUACGCGCUCAAGAGCGACCCCGGCUGGCUGUACGAGAGUCGAAGGCUACUGCGGUUCACGGCACGGGUGGCCAACGUCGGAAGUACAACGUUCAAGCCGUUCCUGCCCAAGCACGCCUGGCUGUGGCACUCCUGUCACAUGCACUACCACUCAAUGGAGGUGUUUGCCCACUUCGACGUGUUGGACCUGGAAGGCCGUAAGGUGGCCGAGGGCCACAAAGCCAGCUUCUGCCUGGAGGACAACGUCUGCCAGCCGGGAAUCGAGAAGACCUACUCGUGCGCCAACUACGGCGACCAAGGGAUCUCCAUCGGGUGCACAGACACGUACGCCCACAACAUUGACUGCCAGUGGGUCGACAUGAGCGACGUCGCGCACGGACAGUACAUCUUCAAGGUGUCCAUCAACCCGGAGUACAAGAUGGCCGAGAUAAGCUACGACAACAACGCGGCCCUCUGCGACCUCACCUACACCCAGACCUUCGCUGCCGUCACCAACUGCACCUUGGUUCGGCCGUGAACUAUGAGGACUCGUCCUCUUGCGGCGCCCAACUUCUCAACGGAGCACAACCAAACAAAACUGUGACGAAGGCAGUUGUGAAACGCUUACGCCCUCGCCCUAUUAAGCGCAGAAACAAAGAACAGUGCUUGCAGACGUAACGAAUACUCAUAGACCUUUGUAAGGGCUGUCUUCGCAGAUAAAUCGGCCUCCGCAAGUACCUUACCCGUCACUGUUUUCAAGAAAUUACGAGUGUGUUAUUAUAUUACAAACGCGCGCUACUUGCCGGGGGCAAGGGACGCCUCUAUUAAUUGCCCUCUGUACGCUGCCAUCUUUUAUACUGCGCUGUGGAACGCAUUCUGGACAUGUGAAGUUCAGCUAGUGGCAUGAUAUAAGAGCGGCACGAAGGUCUUUAAGAUGUUCCGCCUUCUGCGCAAGUUUUCCGCCUUUUAUGGUACUUCAGCGUCUCUUGAUCUUCGAACAUGCACGCUCUGCCAAAGGAUGACGGAAGGCAACGAGCCCGUUCGGAUUGUAUAAUAGCUGGUCAACUCGAAAAAGACGACCUGCGUUUCCUGUCCUUUCAGUGAUUAAAGCUCUGUUUGCGGAAUA